Macrosiphum euphorbiae (potato aphid) is the source of this 2238-nucleotide messenger RNA. The record is from the annotation of a GenBank genome assembly. NCBI's taxonomy places the organism in Eukaryota, Metazoa, Arthropoda, Insecta, Hemiptera, Aphididae.
AUGGCCUGUAACAACCACACUGUACUUAGGGACAACUAUGGAGGCAAGAUAACAUCCAUCAAAGGCAUACGCGUUAAGUCGUCGUCGUGCAACGGGCCUGCUAAACGGACGCGAAAGGUAGGUUCGUUCGGACCUGACCGUAUGGCUACCAUGAAGUCUGUUAGUGAUGUGUCCAAGACGAACUCAAAGGUCGCAAACGUUAAGUUAUCGUGCGACAAGUUUCGCCGAGGAAGCGGCAAGAAGUCGGUGGGAACAGUAGACCAAGCGAUCCUCGAGAGAAAAAUAUUUACCGCGGUGGCCAAGAUGCCGGCAAAGAUAGAAACGAAGUUGAUCGAGAAUGGCUGGAUCGGCAAAAUUAAGGUCGACGACGGCUAUUACCGACGGGGUGAUCCCACCGUAAUAUUAUCGUUACACAGCAAUGCCGAACGCGUUAAGGCGGUCGUCAAGCGUUACGAGUCCGGUCUGGUGUGGAUGGACGAGUACAGCGGCGGCGUCAACUGGUUGACGCUGCACCCGGACGUUGUGGUCAACCGGUUCCCUAGGAACUCGAACGCCGCGUUGAAAUUGUGUGGCCACUCUUUGGCUGGGAAAUCAGAGUUCGACGUCCACUUCCCGAGGGCGUACCCAGUAAGCCCCGGCGGGAUACACAUGGACAGCUUCAUCGCGGACUACUCGAUAACCGCUUGCGUAUCGUUACUGCGUGCAUUCGUGGAUGGCGGUCAUCGUGUUAUGUGUUCGAAAAACGGUCAAGCUCCUCUUUCGGCACUCCAUUUCGCCGCGAUUAAAUGCCACCAAUACUUAACGGGUGACAAAUCGCUAGAGGCAACAACGUUUCCGGGUAAGGGAGCUGGCUGGGAAACGUUUUUCGAACACUAUUACAUGAUCGUGCACGACCGGAAGAAGUUUUCUGUCCCAGGGACGGGUGACGAUGUUGAAGCGGCGUUGUGCUAUCUGACGGCGUCUAGUAUACUGAUCGUGAACAAGAUGACGGCGGCGAGGCCACAGACGACGAUGGACGGCUACGAGAACACUUGGAUAGUCAAGGAUACGAUGGGCAAAAACCGGCCGGUGAUGUUGAACAAGAUCAGUGACGUGCUAGCCCGUUGCGCACGGGAGGGUAAAGACGACCGUAUCGUGCAGAAAUACAUCGAGACGCCGCUGUUGCGCGACAACGUCAAGUCGGACGUGCACACGUGGAUCGUGCUAUCGACGAUUGAUGGCAAGCUGACGGUGUGGCUGCACCGGAUGUGUGCAGUGCAACCGUACCAGCACAGAUUCUCGCUGUACCAGAACUCUGACAAGUCCGGGCACUUCAAUCGGCUCAAAUCAGGAAAGCUGCACGGGAUGGUGCGGUCGACGGCCGUGAUUUGCAGCCUCAAACAGCUCGAGGCAAAGAUGCGGCGUAGUACAAAAGUGGACAAGGCGCAGCAACAGAAAAAGCAACAACAGGUGAACGACAAAGUCAGCGACCGUGAAAACGCCGACGACGUCUACACGGCGAUUAGGCGAUCUGUGGUGUCGGUAGUAACCGCGGCCGUGAAGUCCGGCUCUCUCAAGCUGCGACCCAACUGUUUGGAACUGUUUCGUGGUACGUUUGUGUUGGGUGAAGACUUAAGGCCGUGGCUGAUAGACAUCGUGUCGGAUGACCCGUGUCUAGCCGCCGACUGCAAAGAUCGCGACCGCGUGGUGCCUGCGGCUACCCGCGUAGCCCGGAGCACAGUCCAGGGCAUUGGUAUGAUGCUGGUCGAAAGAAGUCGUGGUCGGGCUACCCGGAUUGGCAUGUUCGACAUGAUCCAUGAGUGCCCGAUGCCAGCCGGCGCCAAAUCCUACGCACCGCAACGGUUCACCGCGUCCAAGAUGCUGAAGAGCAGGACCCACAAGCCACGCUUGAUCACACGGGCGUCACGCAGAGACUAUUCGGACGACUGUUACCAUAAUCCAUGGUGGAAUGACGACAACAUCCACACGUACGUUGAGAUGAUUAGCGCGGACGACGUACAGGAUAAAGUGCAGACGCCCUCUUUGGCGACCGAUGUACUGACGGAGGUGGCAGCGCCGGUGACAGCAGACGACGUGGAUCUGUUUGCCGGGUCGGCCAAGAACUGCGAUCUUUGCGACCCACACGAAAGCCGUCAGUGUCUAAAGCUGCUGGACAAGCGCAAGACAAAAAUCGUGUCCGUUCAAAUGAUUUGCAAAACAAUUAUACGCCGAAACCGCAAUAAGAAACUUAACUCGUGA